UUUUUUCUACAGUUUUUUAUUGUCAACAAUCAAAGAAUCGAACGAGUUCACGAACUUUAAGUCGGCAAAACCAGAAAAUCGCCAUAAAUUCAAGUAGAAAAAUAAAUGCCCUGCCUGCGCUGCAAGCGAAAACGCUGCUUAUAGCGGAUCAUGUUCGACGCUGCAAAUACAUGUCGUGCUUGUAUCAAAAGUAACGUAACUUUAAUUGCCCUCUUCGAACCAUGGCACCUUGACCACGACGGCGAUGGGUCACUGGGCAGCGCGGGCCAGCUCGCUGACGCACUGACGCUCUGCACCACCGCUCUGGUGGCUAAAGAAGAUGGUUUACCACAAAGUUUGUGUCAAGAUUGUAUACAGAAAUUAGAAAUAGCAUAUUCAUUUAGAACACAAGUGCUGAAGUCAGAAUUUGAACUAAGGAAAUCAUUCCUGCUCCAAAGUAGCAUAAAAAAUGAACCAACAGAUAUAAAAGCUGAAGAAUCUGAAACAUUGGAUGAUUAUACAACAGAUUUUGAUUUUAUUCAAGAUGAAUCACCGAAAGUGGAAAUAUCCUGUAAUGAUGAGGGUGAUACCUGUCUGCAGGAUAGCACCAAAACAUUUGAAUGUCAUAAAUGUGAAAAACAGUACAAAUCUGAGGCAAGAUUUAUAAAGCAUCUUAGCUCACAUGAAAAACAAAAAUUCGAGUGUAAAAAGUGUAAUAAAAGUUUUAGAAAACAAAGCACUCUAGACCGCCACACUGUGAAGCAUGAAUCUGAACAUGAGGCUCAUGUGUGCACUCUCUGCAACCAAUCAUACUCCCAGGAAUCUCAACUAGUAGACCAUAUGCUCACACACACAGACAACAUAGAGGUUAAGACUGAAAAUGAAAGUACAGAAAACAAGCAUAAAUGUCCUGAGUGUAACUUAGAAUUUACAAAACUUAGAUCUCUUUCCAGUCACUUGAAGAAGCAUAACACUACUAGUAAUAAACACUUUGAAUGCAAUGAAUGUAAUAUUGUAUUUUCUAAGAAGAAUUUACUCUUGCGUCAUAUGAGAUUGCAUACAAAUUCGAGGCCUUAUAGUUGUAAUCAAUGUGACAAAAAGUAUUCUAGACCGGAUCAGUUGAGAGAACAUUUGAAGAAGCAUGAUGGCGUCAAGCCAUACAUGUGCCCUUAUUGUAACAAAGGUUUCACCCAACUGUGCAACCUGAAGGACCACACAUACACACAUACUGGGGAGACCCCGUACCUGUGCUCGGAGUGCGGCAAGGGCUUCAACAACAGCUCCAACCUGCGCCAGCACAUCAUGAGGCAUACUGGGGUCAAGCCGUUCACUUGUAGCUUGUGUCCUAAGAAGUUUACUACUAAGGGUCAGAUGACAUCCCACCUGCUCACGCACUCGGGCGCGCACCCGCACAAGUGCACGCACUGCGGCGCCGCCUUCACCAAGCCGCAGUCGCUGAAGAAGCACGAGCUCAUCCACCUCGGAGUGAAGCCGUUCCAGUGCGAUGCGUGCCCUAUGAGGUUCGGCACAAAAGACCACCUGAAGCGCCACGCGCGUGUCCACACGGGUGAGCGGCCGUACGCGUGCGCGCACUGCCCGCGCCGCUUCGCGCAGAGCAACGACCGCGCCAAGCACCUGCGCACGCACCUCGGACAGAACGUGCACCAAUGCUCAGUGUGCGAUAUGCGAUUCAGAAUCCUAAGCGACCUGAAGAAACACUAUCCAAUACACUACUUGAACGACGCAGACUUGGCCAGCCUCACUAAACUGCCAGUUGAUAUCAUCAGCCAAGACAACCUGCCACCUGUCGUGGAAAAUAAGGAGAAUAAUACGGUUCCUGAUCAUAGAAUCACUAUAACGUUUAACCCUGAAGGUGUGGAUAAGGUCACUGGUGUGGGCGGGUCUAUUACUAUUGAUAUGAAUACUGCUACUAGUUGAAGUGUGAAUGGGUUAAGUGUAGGGUGGAUUUGGUGCAGUGGUUGGGUUAUUAGAGUAGGUAGAAAAUCUGAAACGCUGUUCGAUGGAUUCACUGAUAAAAGUCCAUCCAGAGUGUUGAAUUAUGUGUUUAUUUUCGUUGCGAUGAUGUUCAGAAAAAAAGGUAUAUUUAUUUGUACUCGGGAAAAAGUAUUUUUCUCUCCGUUGAUCUGAUUUUAUUAUUAAUAAGCGGUUUUUUGUUAGAACAAUGAAAUUAUUGUUAUAAUAUUAUUUUGAACCCCAGUUAAAAUUUUGAGUUAAAAUGAAAUCUCAUCCGCUGGAUGCGGAACGUCCUAUAUAUCGAAUUUUAAGUAUUUAAGAAGUAUCUGUACGUAUAAGAAGUACCUGUGGCGACUAUGUUUGAGUCUCAUUAUAUUCAAAGCUAAAGAAAUAUUUAUUUAAGGCAAUAAGGUAAUUAUAAUGACUAAAUCUUUAUGUACAGUUGCUUAUGCAAUAAUCAGUUUCCUAAUAAUAAUGAUAAAUCCCUCUUUAUCUUGCAUAUCAUAGAAUAGUAUUUAUUUGCAAAUCACUAUGUGUGAGUUUGAUCAUGAAUUUUCACAGUAAGAAUGCCUGCUGAUGAUUUAUUAUGCAAUUUUAAAUAAUAAUUCAGUGGUGAUGUUUCAAAAUAAUUGUGAUUGAAAAUUAGCUAUGCCACGCCUUCUAAGAAACAUAUAAUAUCAUCUGGCUGAUUAUAUUAUUUAAGAACUAGACUAUACGAGAAAAACAUAUAAUUUAUAAGUUGCUUCUAUAAUAUUAGCUUAUGACAUGGGGCCUUCUCUAAAUGUAGUGUUGAGUAAAGUACUGGUAAAGUAUUAUUAAAUUAGAUAGCUGUAGGAAUAAAAUAUUAAGUAGGUAAUACAGACGGCUAAAAUAUGAAUUUUGAUUGUAGAACAUGUAUAUUAUAAUGAUUUAUGUGAUAUCUGACAAAUCAAAUAUUUUAAACAUCAAUUACAUGACUGUGUGAACAUGCUUUAAAAAAACGAUCUAGUAUUACGGAUUGGAUAGCACAGAGGUUAUGUUUAUGCAGCGCUGUGCUGCCUGUUGGGCCCAUUCACCGGGUUCCAUGCCCGGCCGGGGCAGGUAUGGAAACACCUAAACAGCUUGAAAAGAGGUCAGUGAAUCGAAGUAACGUCUUUUAUAAGAAAAUUAUUCAUCUUGUUCUUUAUGUUUUGUUUCUCUAAUAAGAAAAUGUGAUUUAUUUAUCUCCUAAAAAUCGCGUAAGGUACAAACAUAUUAGAAGAAAUAGGGAAACUUUUAGUAGAAAUCGGGACUAGAUAUUUAGGUAGAGUUGCAUUUAGUUGAGGUACAAACAUUUUAGUAGAAAUAUAUAGGUAGAUAGACAUUUAAGCAAGUUAUGUGUUAUUUAUUGUAUAUUUUAAAAUGUAAUAAAUCAUUUAUCAUAAUAUAAAUGAUUGAUUUCAAGAAA
Molecule: messenger RNA, 3379 nt
Organism: Plutella xylostella (diamondback moth)
Lineage: Eukaryota; Metazoa; Arthropoda; Insecta; Lepidoptera; Plutellidae
Biological process (GO): regulation of transcription by RNA polymerase II
Cellular component (GO): nucleus
Molecular function (GO): zinc ion binding; DNA-binding transcription factor activity; RNA polymerase II cis-regulatory region sequence-specific DNA binding
Source: RefSeq, a predicted model, not a curated record